UUUGAUCACAGGAGUUUCACACUAAUUCCUCUGCAGCUCGUACCAGCUGAGUUCAGCCUAUCCCUAACUAUCCUUGACAUUCACCAGGACAGCUGCCACUAUGGAUGCAUUCUCCUCCCUUGUGUCCCCCUCCUCCUGCCCCCACACUUACCACUUACCCAGGGACCCCAGCAACUCUACUACCACCGCAGCCUCAAAUAUCAGCCAUGUGAUUCUGCUGCAUUACAACCACACCGGCCGCCUGCAGAACCGGACCAUCUCAAAUGUCCAGAACCAUGUAAGCGUCACCACAGUUAUCUUUCUCUGCAUCAGUAUCUUCAUCAUCUUGGAGAACCUCCUGGUGCUGGUAGCCGUCAUUUCCCGCAUCCGUCACAAGCGCUGGGUUUACGUCUGCAUCGCCAACAUCACACUUAGCGAUCUCCUCACUGGGGCUGCUUAUGUGAUCAACAUCUUUAUGUCCGGCAGCCAGACUUUUCGCCUCACCCCCGCUCUGUGGCUCUUCAGAGAGGGGAUUGUGUUUGUGGCCCUGGCGGCAUCCAUAUUCAGUCUGCUGCUGAUUGCUGUGGAGCGCUACACCACCAUGAUGAAGCCACUGCCUCAGAAGUCCACUAGGAGAUCUUAUUACAGGAUCUAUGGCCUUGUGGUGCUUUGCUGGGGUUUGGCACUGGUGAUCGGCUUCCUCCCUUUGCUGGGCUGGAACUGUGUGUGCAACCUCGAUGGAUGCUCUACCCUCCUCCCCCUUUACUCCAAGAGCUACAUCCUCUUCUCACUCAUCAUCUUCUUCCUCAUCCUCCUGGCUAUCGCCGUGCUGUAUGGACUCAUCUACUGCCACGUACAUAGUAAUGCAAAGCUUGGCCCCCAGCGCAGCCGCAAGCGCUCCCUUGCUCUGCUUAAAACUGUGAUUACCAUUGUGGGGGUCUUUGUAGUCUGCUGGGGGCCGCUGUUCCUGCUCUUACUGGUCGAUUUCUUCUGUGUCUCACGCCACUGCGCACUUCUGUUCAGUGCUGACUUUUGCAUCUCACUGGCUGUCCUAAACUCCGGCCUGAACCCGGUCAUCUACGCCCUGGGCAGCAGUGAGAUGAGGAAGGCCAUUGCUGACCUGCUGUGCUGCUGCAUGCGGUCUGGCCUCUGUCACCCAGACAGCUUCAGAUCCAAGGACACCAGCAGCACCUCAGAGAGCAGGAGGGACAGUCUGAGGAACAGUUUUAACAAAGUCAGAAAUCUGAGCGUGGCCUCCCCACCCUCCACUCCUCGGAAGCAGCGCAGGGCACCUAAAAAAUACAGAUUGAGUUCCACCACCAGCUGCCUGUCAGUUUCAAGUGGUUAAACCACAAUGUGCUCCCCUCCCAAGCAAACAAGACCUGUGUGCACUGAUAAACAUCCAACCGUUUCCUCUCAGUUGUGGUUUGACUGUUCACUGCUCUGCCUGCAGGUAUUAGCACUGAUGAUUACAUGUUGGAAAACCUAUAAAAAGUAUGAAGUUAUCCCCAAAUGUGUGUUUUUUUACACCUUUACCUUAAUGUGUGCUUGUAGCAUGUAAAAUAUUUUGUAUUUGUAAAGAGAUAGAUUAUUUGCAAUGUGUAUUAUAUACAUAACAGUUGGCAUGGAAAUAUAAUAUUUGAAUAAUGGAAAAAUAUAUAUUUUUGUAUCUCAUUGUAUUGUAGCAUUCUAUGUAAACGUGAAACAUUUCACCUUGUGUAAACAUAUAAAUGAAAAUAUAAAUAAAGUUUAUUAUUGGUUUA
Messenger RNA from Labrus bergylta (ballan wrasse), 1742 nucleotides. RefSeq names its product sphingosine-1-phosphate receptor 4 (gene s1pr4). NCBI's taxonomy places the organism in Eukaryota, Metazoa, Chordata, Actinopteri, Labriformes, Labridae. Gene Ontology annotation, biological process: adenylate cyclase-activating G protein-coupled receptor signaling pathway; regulation of metabolic process. The record is from RefSeq and is a predicted model, not a curated record. Gene Ontology annotation, cellular component: cytoplasm; plasma membrane. Gene Ontology annotation, molecular function: sphingosine-1-phosphate receptor activity.